AUGACUAGCGAUGCUCCCAACCGCCCUUGUUCAGCUCAGUGGCCACACCGGAUGCACAUGUCCCGCCAAUGGACUGGAGGCGCCAAUGGAGGCGUCUACCAUCAGCCUCUCCGGACUCGGGGGUCAUUGCAUCGUCCGGUCAAUGGCGAGAGCCUCGUGCAGCUCAACCUCGUGCCACGAGACAACACUACUUUGAUCACGCUGUCAGCCCUGUGUCUGAAACGCCUCAGGCUCUACACCCCUACAAUAUCUUUGGAUCCAUCAGUCUGGCAGCUUUGGGAAUCCAUUGACCUCGCAGAUCCCACCUUCGAUCAGCCGAGCGAGGUUGAACUUUUCCUUGGUGCUGACGUCUAUCAUCGUCUGCUCAAACCCGAGUCCAUGCAGCAUGGUGAGAUCUUUGGUCAGCGCACAGUCGUGGGCUGGGUUCUCACGGGCCGGGCGCCCGGACGCUCAUCAAGCUCCGUCCUCUCCUGCUCAACCCUACAAGACAAAUCUGCCCCAGCCUGGCAUCAGGAACUUGUCUCCCUACUACAACGCUUUUGGGAGCUCGAGGACCUCCCACAGGCACGCCAUCAGGUGCCCGCUGACAUCGAAUGCGAGCGGACUUUCUCCGACCAUUGGCGCGACGAGGAUGGUCGCUACAUAGUGAGGCUUCCCUCGAAGCAGGACGCCCUUCAUUUCCUCGGCAACAAUCUAGAGAGCGCCCGAGCAUCCUUGAGGUCCCUGCAAGCUCACCUUCAUCAGAACCCAGAUAUGGCCAUCGAGUCAUCUCGAUUCAUGGACGAGUACGUCGCACUGGGCCAUAUGAGGCCAUUGUCCGAUGCUCUGGUCUCCGCGCCGACUCGUCCCGUGUACUACAUUCCACACCAUGGCAUCUGGCAGCGCGGAGAUCGGGAAUCAAAGCUGCGCGUCGUCUUUAGUGCCUCGCACGCGACCUCGAGUGGCUACAGUCUCAACGAUGUCCUGCACACCGGGCCAAGGCUCCAGGCAGCCUUGCCAACAGUCCUGCUACGCUGGCGUUGA
Copidosoma floridanum is the source of this 1023-nucleotide messenger RNA. RefSeq lists its product as uncharacterized. The record is from RefSeq and is a predicted model, not a curated record. NCBI's taxonomy places the organism in Eukaryota, Metazoa, Arthropoda, Insecta, Hymenoptera, Encyrtidae.